AUGGACCGAUCAAUUGACACACUUUGCCGUUUACUCGCUCGCGGCUCUCCCGGCAUCCUCGCCGAGGAGUGCUCUCUGCACCCUUUUCGUUGGAUUCUGGCCAGAAUGGUCACAAGGCGCCAUGUACUGUUGACCGCGAUCAUCAUGAAUUUGAUUGCCAAUGCAUUUAACGAUGUACCUGAGCAACUUCCCUUUUCAGCCUUGCGUUAA
Messenger RNA from Protopolystoma xenopodis, 210 nucleotides. NCBI's taxonomy places the organism in Eukaryota, Metazoa, Platyhelminthes, Monogenea, Polystomatidea, Polystomatidae. The record is from the annotation of a GenBank genome assembly.